Loa loa (African eye worm) is the source of this 327-nucleotide messenger RNA. RefSeq lists its product as hypothetical. Lineage: Eukaryota; Metazoa; Nematoda; Chromadorea; Rhabditida; Onchocercidae. The record is from RefSeq and is a predicted model, not a curated record. The transcript has 3 exons. The coding region runs from base 1 to 327 and encodes 108 amino acids.
AUGCAAUAUGAGACAACAAUCAAAAUUAACGUUAAAAUCCUCAUCCCAUCUGUCACUCUUUUCCUCAGUUAUCCAAAUAACAAUAAUAUUGAAGUUGUUGCUGUUAAUGUUGAUAAACUGAGUCUGAAAUCAUCAAAAAUGGCUUUUGUCAACUUCAUUAAAUCAUUUCGAGGUAAUGAACCGGGCUUUUUAAGAUGGCAAAAGUCAAUAAUUGGUCGCACACCGCAUAUUGUAAUUGUUCAAUUGAGCUUCCCCGAAGAACACAGCAUAAACAAGGGAAAUACUUUUAGAACUACUGCACAACAUGAAACUUCAUACACGGAUUAA